Messenger RNA from Salvelinus namaycush (lake trout), 1979 nucleotides. Its product is annotated as retinoblastoma-like protein 2. Gene Ontology annotation, biological process: negative regulation of G1/S transition of mitotic cell cycle; regulation of transcription by RNA polymerase II; cell differentiation. The record is from RefSeq and is a predicted model, not a curated record. Gene Ontology annotation, molecular function: RNA polymerase II transcription regulatory region sequence-specific DNA binding. Bases 88 to 1056 code for a protein of 322 amino acids. NCBI's taxonomy places the organism in Eukaryota, Metazoa, Chordata, Actinopteri, Salmoniformes, Salmonidae. Gene Ontology annotation, cellular component: chromatin; nucleus; transcription regulator complex. The transcript has 9 exons.
AGAGGUUGUCCUUGAUGACUUGUUUCUUGGCAGGGCAUUCUGGAGCAUGAUCUGUUCCAGCGCUCUCUAGUGGCCUGUUGUCUGGAGAUGGUCAACUUCUCCCAUCAGCCACCAGGCAGCUUCCCCCUGGUCAUUGACAUCUUUAGCCUGGCGCCAUACGACUUCUACAAGGUGAUAGAGCUGGUGCUGCGGGCUGAGGAGGGCUUGCUGCCGGGUGUGGUCAGGCAUCUGACCCAUAUAGAGGAGCAGGUCCUGGAGAGUCUGGCCUGGAGGAGAGACUCACCACUCUGGGACCAGAUCAGAGCUGCUAAGGGACAGGGACAGCUGCCUGCAUACCAUCAGGUGAUGCUCCCCCAAUACUCAGAGGACACAGACAAGAUGGCCAAGAUCCCUCCCACCCCUUCACACUUGACCUCAAGCCUUGUGAAUGGGAUCCAUGGAAAUGACCUGAACCCUCCGAUUACCCACCAUGAACGCUACAGCUCACCCCCUGCUGGCUCAAAGAUGGCCGCUUGCCCUACCACACCAGUCAGCCCAUCCCAGUCCUCCUCUGUCAUUGUUACUGGACAGACUGUAGUCACCAUGGCAUCAGACACUGUCACCACCAACAAUGGCCAGUCAGUCACCAUACCGGUUCGAGGCAUUGCCAAUGACCGGGGAGGCAUCACAUUUACCCUCAGUGUUGUGGGUCAGCCCAUUCCUCCACAGCAAGUCUCCAGCACCUCUACCCAGCAGCCCCAGAACCCAGUCACACACAGACCUCAGAGUAAGGGCUCCAUCUCACUGUUCCUCCGCAAGGUCUACCACCUGGUGAGCAUGCGUCUGAGGGACAUCUGUGUUAAACUGGACAUCUGUGAGGCGCUGCGGCUGAAGAUCUGGACCUGCGUUGAACACUCCUUGGUCCACUGCACUGACCUCAUGCUAGACCGACACCUGGACCAAAUACUCAUGUGUGCCAUCUAUGUCAUGGCCAAGGUAACCAAUGUUGACAUGCCCUUCAAGCUCAUCAUGCAGUGCUACAAGACUCAGCCUCAAGCAAGCAACUGUUUGAUGUAGACCCCAGCAGUAGCUUGCUUACAUACCAGAGCCCUCCCAUCCAUCCUACAGGACCCAGAGCUCCCUGUAGACAGGACCAGGGGGAGAGAAGACACCUCAUCUAUUUCUACAACACCGUCUAUGUCAAACAGAUGAAAGACUUUGCCCUGCGCUACAACUCCAGCUCUCUGACCAUAGCCGGGGUUGAAACCCCUCCCCUUUCACCAUACCCCUGCCAGCGUAUUGGAUCCUUGCGCAGACUCCGCCCCUCCAACCACCAUUCCCUCUACAUCUCCCCCCACAAGCCCAGCACACACCCCUCCCCCCGCACUGGGGUCCUCUACAUCUUCAGCAGAAGCCUCUCAAAGAGUCUGAGAGAGAUCAGCGACAUGAUGAAGACAUUUCAGUCACGCACCAGGAAGCGCUGUGCAGCCCAGCUGCAGGAGGAUGGUGGGCCGCUUGCGAAGAGACCCUGUCAGGAUAGACCGUCAAACUUGCAGAGAAAGCUCAGGGACUUCGACCAGGCACUGACGAGGGCCCAGAACCAGCAACAAGCCCAGACCAGGGCCAAGGCACAGCACCGGGCAACAGCACACAAUGGGACGCAUCGAUGACUUCUCACUUUCUUUGACUUACCGUCAUGCUUCAUACUUCUUGCAGGUCUACACUCAUUGGAAGAAUAUGGACAACAGACACUGAUGAUGGGAGAAUGGAUGCUGUGGAUCUACAAUGUUAGAAAUGUUAGAAAGAAUUGGCAUCAUUUGCACCCAGUGAAGUUCUCUCAGCAAGCAAUAUUCAUGAUUCAUGAUUAAAAAAGCUGAUUUGUAAUAAUAAUGAGGGUAAUGUAAUAAUCUGAGGGUAACUAGGGCUCUGUAUCAAAUAUCAUAUCAUAUACAGUAUAUAUUCAUCCUAAGGAAGCAGUAAAGGAUUUGUGUUGGUACUGA